Pleurotus ostreatus (oyster mushroom) is the source of this 1200-nucleotide messenger RNA. RefSeq lists its product as uncharacterized. Bases 1 to 1200 code for a protein of 399 amino acids. Lineage: Eukaryota; Fungi; Basidiomycota; Agaricomycetes; Agaricales; Pleurotaceae. The record is from RefSeq and is a predicted model, not a curated record. The transcript has 6 exons. Gene Ontology annotation, molecular function: metallopeptidase activity.
AUGCGAUUCUCAGCAACACCUUUCGUGCAUACUGCUUUGGCGUUGAUGCUGAUGAUAUCAGUGACGGACGCUGUUCCACUUGGCCGUGCAGCGCCAGCACCAAAACCUGUACCCGCUCUCCCUAAAGCUGCGCCGGCACCAAAGGUACCUGCAGUACCGCCCAAGGCCCCUGUCCCCCCGAAGGGUGCUCCCGGCCCACCGAAAGGCGCACCUAUACCCCCCAAAGGCGCGCCGAAGGUACCAACAAAGCAGCCAAAUGGACCCGCUCGGCUGCCACCACCGUCAGGGCCUUCCAGGCAACCCCCCGGUGCUAGUCCGGGGAAAUCAGAUCCGUCUUGUGAUGUACCUGUCAAGAACAGCAAAGGAAAAACAAUUCAUAAACGCUGCGAUACAUCCAACGACCCUCUUUUGGCUCACAUCACCAUCGACUCAAGUUGUGCAGCUCAUGAGGCCAAGGUGAAAACUGCUCUGACGGACGCGAUUACUCUGGCAACCACGGCGCAUGGUAUGGGGCCGGCUGACCAAGCGUUCAAGAACUACUUCCUUCCUACAGAUCCCGAUGAUGUAGGUACAGUCCCAAAGGUGUUCGCAGCGAUUGCUGGCUCGAAGAUGUCAAUGAAAGUGACAUGUCCUACGGAAGCCCAAGAACCGAGUUGUAAGGGAACGUUAGCAUUGACGGACACGAAGCGAUCUGCCAAUCCUCCGACCAUGAGGCUCUGUCCUGUCUUCUUCACAGAUCAUGAAACCCAACUUGAUCUCAAUAGCAAGCUAUUUACCCCUACUGGAUGGUGUACGGCUCCUCCACAUACCCUGGGGAAUUUCGUCACAGCAGGCCACACUAUUCUGCACGAAAUGACCCAUUUCGGAUAUAUCGGUCUCCAGGCCGGGCUAAUCCAACCCACCGAUAAUGAUGAUACAGCCGGGACUCUCGAUAUAUUAGGUAAGAAUGACGAGAAUGACGGGAGGAAGAAGUACGGCAGUCCGAGCAGAUAUGCUCCGGCAGCGGCGCGGACACUCCAGCAGCAUUGGGUCGCUUUCCAAGCCCAACAAGCAUCGGGCACUAAACCCCAGAAACCGCUGAAGACUCCACCUCUUGCCCCAAUGGAGAAUGCUGAGAGCUAUGCAGCUGCCGCUACUGAAUUCUAUUUUGCACACAAGUGCCCUAACUUCGAUCCCACUCAAGUGACAGCUGCGCCUUGA